Molecule: messenger RNA, 2119 nt
Organism: Neodiprion fabricii
Lineage: Eukaryota; Metazoa; Arthropoda; Insecta; Hymenoptera; Diprionidae
Exons: 2
Coding region: 300-2030 (576 amino acids)
Source: RefSeq, a predicted model, not a curated record
GCCUUGAAAAAAAUGAAAAAUAUUUAUGCAUGCUAUACCUGCACUUCAUAUGACUGGAGUGAAUUAAAAGUAUGUUAGUAUGCAGUGAAAUCAAUAUUCACAUAAAAUGCUUACUCCGUUAUGUUAAAAUUUUUUUGCUUGAUUGUCGCUGUAACUACAAUUGAUUGACCGAUUUAUUAGAUAUGGUUUACGACAGGUACUCAAGUCAUAGCUAACAUUAAUAAAAUGCCACGUAAACAUUAUUGAGUAAACUUGUACAGUUUGGUAGCAAUUGGCAUAGUCAGAGAACGAAUACGAUCAUGUUUGGUAAGAGAAUAAAAGAGUCUAUUCUUCAUCCAGGCACACUUGGAGUGCUGGUAUUCGUUCUCAUCGCGCUUGAGCCAUGCGCCGCAAUUUUAAUGAGAUACGAUAUUCUAUUGCCAGAAGAAAGAGUCGAGAGAAAGUAUCACACCGUGGAGAAUUACUACAAAUUUGAGAGGACAAAAGUAAUUGAACAAGAUCAUUUCAACGACCAGUAUGUAAAUCUGAAGAUUUCUGUGACAGAAGAAACACCACGACAUGUCAACAAUGGCAGAAUAACAUUUUUCCAAUGCGUCAACCAAACCCCGAGGAAUGCUAAAAUAUCUAUGAAUGUUAUUCAAGGAGGACUAGGAACACCGGAAUUGGUGGUAAGGGUGAUUUAUACACCUGUACAAUUUUCGGUAAGAAGUAUGUUAAACAUAACUUGUCAUAUACGGACAGAGAAUAUGUAUGAUGGUACAGUUGGAGAAAAGCUCUUGCUGAAUUUGUCUGGUGUUCAAAAAACAAACACACUGCCUGCAGCAGUUGUACUUGGAAAGAAAAUGAAGGUAGCAAAAGAAUGGAAUUCAUGUUCAUGUCCGACAAAACCCACAUCUGUUGAUGAUCUCCGCUCUGUGACUGAAGCUUCAACUCGGUACACAGUAAAACCGAAUGAAACAAGUUGGAAUAGAGAGAAACUUGUGACGAGUUCUUCCAUUGACGCUACUAGUCUCAGAGCACAGAAGAUAAAAAGCAAUGAUAAGUCAUCGUUGGGUGAAUUAAAUGUCGAUAUGCAAGGAACAAAUCAGACCAACUUCGGUUCUACAAAAGCAAGUCUGAGCAUAAGUAGUACAAAUAACAAUAAUAGGAAAUCAACUUCACUUCCAAGUACAAUUAAUUUGAACUCUGUGACUAUUGAGAAACCUGGGAAAUCAAUUAUACAAAAUGAAGUACACAUAUCGAAUCAGAAGAUGAGGACUGCUAAUACUACUGGAAAACUAUCUACAAAUAUAAGAAAGCCCGUUGAUUCAAGUAUAAUAAGCUCUCACGUCAAAGCUACAAGUCCGCAUGUACACAAAAAAACAUCACGUACCGAAGUGACAAAUUCACUAAAAACAAAUAUGUAUGGAAAGACAACCUCAAGUACUAAGAAACUCAAAAUGCAUACUACAGGAAUGGUAGUAAAAACGAUUACCAAAGAUCCCAAAAGUGGUAACUUAAAUGACGAUAUCAUUUCAAGUAGGGAAACAGGCCAGAGACCUGGAAAACUAGGGUCAAAGCUGAAGUAUAAUAAUAAAACUCCUGGGAGUGGAAUAGAACUGAAAACAAAUGCGACAAAAAUUUAUAACAAAGUUACGAGCCGAAGACCAGAUGAGAAAUCGAUACAUAACGAAGUAACAACUCCAGAUCAAGAUCUGACCACUGUGCCAUAUGAAGGAAUAGUUACAGCGAUAGACGAAACUACGCAUUCUGGUGAAACCUGUGUGAUCAAUGGAAUGGGAGAGAGAAUAAAAGCAAGUACCAACACCGUCACUCAACCAUUAACAAGCACAAGAACUGUUGAAAUGAGUUUGGAGAAAAGUCACACCAGUCCAACAAUAGAAGAGGUAACUCAACGCGCAGAAAUUAAUGGUUCAAAACUGAAGUAUAAAAUUCUAAAAGGCGUGACAUCUCCAUGGUACAAUUUAGCAAUAAAGGCUGUGCCAAAAGACCUGAAAAGAAAGAUAAGCUUGGCAAAGAUAACUUAUUAAAUGCAAGUAUGGGAUGAUUUAUGCGAGCGAGAAGUUUAUUCUUGUAUAAUUUAUUUAUAAGCGAGUGGUAAUAAAUCAUAGUAACAAGA